AUGGGAGUCACGGAUCCCUCGCAAGACGCCUCGAGCACGCCUGACGUGGUUGAAAAGAGCCUAGCGACGCUGAACACACUCAGAAUCGGCGUGAAGGCAUUCGUGGAAAAGGAUGGCGGGCAUCGCAAGGCCGAGAUCCUGUCCAUGAGGCAGCGCAAGGAUGGUCCCAGUUUCUACGUGCACUAUGUUGAUUUCAAUAAGCGACUGGACGAGUGGAUACCCGCAUCGCGCAUUGAUCUAUCCAAGGAAGUAGAAUGGCCGCUUCCUGAACGCUUGGAAAAGAAAAAGGUCACAGGCGCUGCUGCCACCAAAACCCAACCCAAGAGCGCAUUGAAAAGAGUACGGCAGCCAAGCCGUGAUAUUUCGUCAACCCCGGAUGUUUUAGCUGGAAAAAAUCUCAAUAUCAGCAAGCCAUCUAAACUUUCCAAGGCUGGUGGCAAGGAGAACUUGGACGAUGGAGCAGCCUUUGUUAACCCCCAGCAACUCAACGAACUGCUGUCUACAGGUGGCACUCCCCAACUAGAAGCAGAUUCUGAUGAUGUGGAUAUGAUUGAUGCGGAUGCCGAGAUUAACGCUACCAUCAAGGAAGAGCUAGAAGGAGCAGCUGAGGAUGCCGUUCGACAGGAAGAAAUCGAGAAACUGAGAACAGGCGGUAGCAUGACACAGAACCCUACAGAAAUUCAUCGAGUACGAAACCUCACCCGUAUACAAAUGGGUAAGUACGAGAUAGAGCCAUGGUAUUUCUCGCCAUACCCGGCUUCAUUUAGUGAUGCGGAUAUGAUCUAUAUCGAUGAGUUUUGCCUUAGCUACUUCGACAAUCAACGUGCGUUCGAAAGGCACCGGACGAAAUGUACACUUGUCCAUCCACCGGGAAACGAGAUAUAUCGAGAUGACUACGUAUCUUUUUUCGAGGUCGAUGGUCGCCGACAGCGGACCUGGUGUCGGAACCUAUGCUUGUUAAGUAAAUUAUUCCUUGACCAUAAAACGCUCUACUAUGACGUCGAUCCGUUCCUUUUUUACUGCAUGGCUACAAGAGAUGAACACGGGUGCCGUUUGGUUGGAUAUUUUUCCAAAGAAAAAGAGUCAGCUGAAGGCUAUAACGUCGCCUGUAUUCUUACAUUGCCUCAAUACCAACGCCGCGGCUACGGUCGCCUGCUCAUUGCGUUUAGCUACGAACUGAGUAAACGAGAGGGCAAGCUGGGCUCCCCCGAAAAACCAUUAAGCGACCUUGGCCUGCUAAGCUAUCGGCAGUACUGGAGAGAAACGCUGGUUGAGCUCCUCCUAGAUCCGGACCGCGAAGCGAUCAGUGAAAGCGAGCUGGCAACCUUGAGUGGGAUGACCGAAAAAGACGUUCAUGAAACAUUGGUUGUACUGAACCUCCUGAGAUAUACUAAAGGCUCUUGGAUCAUCCUCCUCACGGAUGCCAUUGUCGACCAGCAUAACAAACGCUUGGCAAAAGAACAAGCUAAAGGUGUCCGUGGCAUUGAUUCUGCACGCCUCCAGUGGAAGCCGCCCGUCUUUACUGCAUUGAGUCGGACAUGGAAUUGGUAG
Ophidiomyces ophidiicola is the source of this 1551-nucleotide messenger RNA. It is a transcript of the gene ESA1, whose product is annotated as Histone acetyltransferase. The coding region runs from base 1 to 1551 and encodes 516 amino acids. Gene Ontology annotation, molecular function: histone acetyltransferase activity. The record is from RefSeq and is a predicted model, not a curated record. Gene Ontology annotation, biological process: regulation of DNA-templated transcription. The transcript is spliced from 6 exons. NCBI's taxonomy places the organism in Eukaryota, Fungi, Ascomycota, Eurotiomycetes, Onygenales, Onygenaceae.